Messenger RNA from Dreissena polymorpha, 2596 nucleotides. RefSeq lists its product as uncharacterized. The record is from RefSeq and is a predicted model, not a curated record. The transcript is spliced from 3 exons. Lineage: Eukaryota; Metazoa; Mollusca; Bivalvia; Myida; Dreissenidae. The coding region runs from base 910 to 2067 and encodes 385 amino acids.
GCCAUAAGAAGUAAUUCUUAUUACCAUGAAACCGUAACUUAUUUGGAUUGGUUACUUUUUUCUUGAUAAGAUUAUCGUCUCAAAUAUAAAUAAAUGUGCUUAUAAGAUGGUGUAAAUAAUCUGUCAUUAUCACACUGUUCAUACGACCAAGUCUUCCAGGAACAAUUUCCGUCAGUGAACAGAGUAUCAUGUACUCCGGUUGUGUUUCAAACCUGGUUAAGUGCACUGGAUCAGCAUUCUUUUUCCAACAAUGAGCUACUUGCUUCGAAAACGAUGAGUGUAAAGUGUAGUCCAAGAUUAGCCUGUGCAGUCUGCAUAGGCUAAUCAGCGACGAAACUUUCCACCCAAACUGGAUUUUUUAUAUGAAAUUACUUCCUUUCAACCAAAAAUACCAUGAAAGCAGAAAGUGUCGUCCCUGAGUUGGGAACAACAGCUUACCCGAAACAAAGCUGAAAUAUAUGUAACAAUGUGACUGCAAUCAUACUUUUUGUUGUACAAGUUGUCUUUUUCAUUUACUUGGAUGAACCACUUAAAUAUAUUUGCACAAUUUUUCAAGAAAAAAAUGUUUUUUUUAUGUUUUUACAACUUGUUGCAAUGUUUAUGUGCUUAUGGAUUUUCUCAUAAAGUUUAUUAUGUUAGAUGACCAAAACUUUGUUUAUAAUGUCAUAAUGAAAUGUGUAAAAAUCGAUUGCCUGUUGUGCACAUAUGCUUUUAAGUUAUGUUCAAACUGACAGUCCCAAUGCAUUUUUAUGAUUUGUAUCAUGAGAGAUAUAUUGGCCAUAUUUUCUUUUGUUAUUGCUAUUUAAUUGGAUUUUUGCUUGUUAAUUUAAUGAUAUCUUGUAUUUUAGAAUAUGUUUUCGUAAACUGUCUAUUCUGCAAAUAUUUAUUAAUACAAAAACAUUUACUGUUAUGAUUGUUGUGAAUACAUUUGUGUACCUUGUUAAAGAGUACGUAUGGGAACAUGUGAAUACAUUUGUGUACCUUGUUAAAGAGUACGUAUGGGAACAUGUGAAUACAUUUGUGUACCUUGUUAAAGAGUACGUAUGGGAACAUGUGAAUACAUUUGUGUACCUUGUUAAAGAGUACGUAUGGGAACAUGUGAAUACAUUUGUGUACCUUGUUAAAGAGUACGUAUGGGAACAUGUGAAUACAUUUGUGUACCUUGUUAAAGAGUACGUAUGGGAACAUGUGAAUACAUUUGUGUACCUUGUUAAAGAGUACGUAUGGGAACAUGUGAAUACAUUUGUGUACCUUGUUAAAGAGUACGUAUGGGAACAUGUGAAUACAUUUGUGUACCUUGUUAAAGAGUACGUAUGGGAACAUGUGAAUACAUUUGUGUACCUUGUUAAAGAGUACGUAUGGGAACAUGUGAAUACAUUUGUGUACCUUGUUAAAGAGUACGUAGGGGAACAUGUGAAUACAUUUGUGUACCUUGUUAAAGAGUACGUAUGGGAACAUGUGAAUACAUUUGUGAACCUUGUUAAAGAGUACGUAUGGGAACAUGUGAAUACAUUUGUGUACCUUGUUAAAGAGUACGUAUGGGAACAUGUGAAUACAUUUGUGUACCUUGUUAAAGAGUACGUAUGGGAACAUGUGAAUACAUUUGUGUACCUUGUUAAAGAGUACGUAUGGGAACAUGUGAAUACAUUUGUGUACCUUGUUAAAGAGUACGUAUGGGAACAUGUGAAUACAUUUGUGUACCUUGUUAAAGAGUACGUAUGGGAACAUGUGAAUACAUUUGUGUACCUUGUUAAAGAGUACGUAUGGGAACAUGUGAAUACAUUUGUGUACCUUGUUAAAGAGUACGUAUGGGAACAUGUGAAUACAUUUGUGUACCUUGUUAAAGAGUACGUAUGGGAACAUGUGAAUACAUUUGUGUACCUUGUUAAAGAGUACGUAUGGGAACAUGUGAAUACAUUUGUGUACCUUGUUAAAGAGUACGUAUGGGAACAUGUGAAUUUAAAAUGCAAGAUGUCAUUAUUAUUUGGUAAAUUGGUUAAUAGAUACACAUACUUUAAUUUGUUGAAAAAUAUGUACCUUAAUACAAUAAAAAUAUUAUAUGUCUGAGGAAUUGUAUUGCAGUGACAUCUAUCACCAGAAAAUUCUGGUCUGUGUAUCUUAAGUUUUGCUUAAUGGAUGGCUUUUAAUUAAAUAUUUAUUGCUGCUUUUUGUAUCUUUGUUCAGAUAUUGUUAUGGAAUGGGCAUACAUGCUAUAUUUAAAUAAUGGUGCAUGUACCUAAGGUAUAAAGCAUGCUCUGUAAAUAAACAUACCUGUUUGUUAUUUAGCUUAAGAUGAUCACAUCGUAUGGGCUUACAACACUCAUUGAAUGGCAUCCCACUAACAGAGUAAAAACAUAUGUUUCUGAUAACAUUUAUUUGUGCUGUACAUUUAUUUGUAGCCUGUGUUUUGGUAACAUUUGUAUGUGCUAUACAAUCAUGUGUUCAUUUACCCUGUAAUUAACCAAUGAGUUGUUAAGAACUUCAUUGUUUUAUUUUGUAUUCACCUUUCUUAUUUUUGUAUCUUGACGCAUAAUUUCAUUGAUAUUGUUGACAAUGUAGGACUAGACAGAUAUUUAAAUAAAAAUAAUAACUACAA